This is a messenger RNA of Seriola dumerili (greater amberjack), 3489 nucleotides long. It is a transcript of the gene adcy2b, whose product is annotated as adenylate cyclase type 2-like. Gene Ontology annotation, biological process: intracellular signal transduction; cAMP biosynthetic process; adenylate cyclase-activating G protein-coupled receptor signaling pathway. Gene Ontology annotation, molecular function: adenylate cyclase activity. The transcript is spliced from 26 exons. Lineage: Eukaryota; Metazoa; Chordata; Actinopteri; Carangiformes; Carangidae. The coding region runs from base 157 to 3489 and encodes 1110 amino acids. The record is from RefSeq and is a predicted model, not a curated record. Gene Ontology annotation, cellular component: plasma membrane.
UGACCAAACUUUUUUAAAAGAAGAAGAGGAAGAGGUGUACUGCCCAGGGUGGGCGAGGAGGAACGGGAGUGAAAGUAUCCUUCACCCCGGUCACUUCCGUGCACACGUGUUUGGGUCGGUAAGAAAGCAGGACCAUCCUUCCAGAGGCAGCUACCCAUGUGGCAGGAGGCUCUGUGGACCCGCGGACGUUACCUGCUGGAGAAGAACGAUGGAGGCGAGGUUGCAGAGGGGCCCGAGAGCCUUGGGGACGGGUGCCCGGGGUUCCAGGGCGAGGUGUGUGUGGAGGGCGAGAAGCCCCAGGACUGGCUGUAUGAAUCUUACUACAGAAUGAGCCAGCAGCAUCCGCUGAUCGUGUUCCUGCUGCUGAUCGUCAUGGGAACCUGCCUCGCACUGCUGGCGGUGUUCUUCGCUUCAGGACUGACAACAGAGGACCACUUGGCGUUCCUGAUCACGGUGCCGGCCGCUCUCAUCCUCUUCCUGUCCAUCUUCAUCCUCGUCUGCAUUGAGUCGGUCUUCAAGCGGAUGCUCCGCCUCUUCUCUCUCCUUAUAUGGGCCUGUCUGGUCACCAUGGGUUACCUGUUCAUGUUCUCAGGAGGGAUACUCAGUCCGUGGGAUCAGGUGUCCUUCUUCCUGUUCAUCGUGUUUGUCGUCUACACCAUGUUGCCCUUCUCCAUGAGAGGGGCCAUUAUCGCCAGCGCCAUCACCUGCUUCUCGCACACUGUCACCCUCAGCGUCUGUCUGGCCAACACCGUCCCAAAGCCGGAGGCUCUGGACUGGCAGAUCUUAGCCAACGUGAUCAUAUUCACCUGUGGUAACCUGGCUGGGGCGUACCACAAGCAUCUGAUGGACCUGGCUCUCAAACAGACCUACCAAGACACCUGCAACUGCAUCAAGUCGCCCAUCAAACUAGAGUUUGAGAAGCACCAACAGGAGCGUUUGCUGUUGUCCUUACUCCCGGCUCAUAUAGCGCGAGUGAUGAAAGCCGAGAUCAUCCAGAGGCUGCAGGGACCGAACUUUGGCAGAACAGAGAGCACCAACAACUUCCACAACCUCUACGUGCAGCGGCACACCAAUGUCAGCAUUCUGUACGCCGACAUCGUAGGCUUCACCAGGCUGGCCAGCGACUGCUCUCCAGGUGAACUUGUGCAUAUGCUGAACGAACUGUUUGGCAAGUUUGACCAGAUCGCAAAGGAGAACGAGUGUAUGCGAAUCAAGAUCCUGGGAGAUUGUUACUACUGUGUGUCUGGUCUGCCUGAGUCUCUGCCUCACCACGCCAGGAACUGCGUGAAGAUGGGCUUGGAUAUGUGUGAGGCCAUCAAGAAGGUCCGAGAUGCCACUGGAGUCGACAUCAACAUGCGUGUUGGUGUUCAUUCUGGGAAUGUCCUCUGCGGUGUGAUUGGCCUGCGCAAGUGGCAGUAUGAUGUAUGGUCACAUGAUGUCACGCUAGCCAAUCACAUGGAGGCAGGAGGCGUGCCAGGGAGGGUCCACAUCUCCUCCGUGACGCUGGAGCAUCUGAAGGGCUCGUACAAGGUGGAGCCUGGAGACGGACAGACCCGGGACUCCUACCUGAAGGAGCACGGAGUGGUCACCUACCUGGUCAUCAACCCCAAGACUGAGAGGCACAGCCCUUUGCUGGGUGUGCGCUCUCGUCCCUCCCUGGACAGCGGGAAGAUGAGGGCAUCUGUCAGGAUGACCCGGUACCUGGAGUCCUGGGGAGCCGCCAAACCCUUCGCCAACCUCCACCAUCGAGACAGCAUGACCACAGACAACGGCAAGAUCAACACCACUGACGUUCCAAUGGGGCAGUACCACUUCCAGCGACGAGAAAGGUCCAAAUCUCAGAGGAGGAGGUUUGAGGAGGAACUCAAUGAGCGAAUGAUUCGCACCAUUGAUGGCAUCAACUCACAGAAACAGUGGCUGAAGUCUGAGGACAUCCAGAGGAUCUCAUUGUUCUUUCACAACAAAGCUCUGGAGAAAGAGUACAGAUCCACAACAUUACCAGCCUUCAAGUACUAUGUCACCUGCGCCUGCCUCAUAUUCUGCUGCAUAUUCAUCGUGCAGGUUCUCGUCUUGCCCAAAACUGCUGUGCUCGGGAUCUCCUUUGGCCUGGCAUUCCUGCUGCUGGCUUUGAUCCUGCUCCUUUGCUUUGCUGGUCACAUUCUGCAGGGGAGGAAGGGCUCCUGCUCUCUCACCUGGUGCCCCACCUCCUCCCGCAUCAUCGUCACCAAUAAUCCCUGGCUGCGAUUGGUCCUCACCAUGACGACCACUGCUCUCAUACUGGUGAUGGCUGUCUUCAAUAUGUUCUUCGUGGAGGCUGAAGUACUGAUCACCACUCCCCUUGUGAAUAUAAGUAAUGGCAGCGUGUUGGUGUACCAGGAGGAAAGCACGAAAGAAAACAAAUUUUAUCUGCCAUACUUCAUCUACUGCUGUAUCCUGGGCCUGGUGUCAUGCUCAGUGUUCCUGAGGAUCAACUAUGAGCUGAAGAUGGUGGUGAUGCUGGUUGCCGUGGUGAUCUACAACAUCAUCAUCCUCCAGACACAUGCCUUUCUGCUGGAUGGAUUAAGCAAUGCACCAUACCCCACAAAGGAGUUGGAAAGACCAGGAGUCCUGAAGGAUCUAAAGACAAUGGGCUCUGUGUCUCUUUUCAUCUUCUUUGUCACCUUGCUGGUGUUGGCCAGACAGAAUGAAUAUUACUGUAGGUUGGACUUCCUGUGGAGGGACAAGUUCAAGAGGGAGUGCGAGGAGAUCGAAACCAUGGAGAACCUCAACCGGGUUCUGCUGGAGAACGUCUUACCUGCUCACGUCGCUGAACACUUCCUGGGACGCAACUGGAAAAAUGAGGACCUUUAUCAUCAGUCAUACGAGUCGGUGUGUGUGAUGUUCGCCUCCAUCCCAGACUUCAAAGAGUUUUAUACAGAGUCUGAUGUGAAUAAGGAAGGACUUGAGUGCCUCCGUCUUCUCAACGAGAUCAUAGCAGACUUUGAUGAGCUGCUGUCCAAGCCAAAGUUCAGCGGAGUGGAGAAGAUAAAGACCAUUGGCAGCACCUAUAUGGCUGCAACAGGACUCAAUGUGACACCAGGCCCAGAGUGCGCACAGGAACAUGACAGACAGUACAUGCACAUAGGAACGAUGGUGGAGUUUGCUUUCGCUCUUGUUGGGAAGCUAGAUGUCAUCAACAAACACUCCUUCAACGACUUCAGACUCAGAAUCGGGAUAAACCACGGCCCGGUGAUUGCAGGAGUUAUCGGGGCCCAGAAACCUCAAUAUGACAUCUGGGGAAAUAGUGUAAAUGUGGCCAGUAGGAUGGAGACCACUGGGGUACUGGGAAAAAUACAGGUAACAGAGGAGACGAGUCGUAUCUUGUCAACAUUAGGGUACGUGUGUUCAUGUCGUGGCAUCAUUAACGUGAAGGGCAAAGGAGAGCUGAAGACCUACUUUGUUCACACGGAGAUGACCCGAUCUCUGUCACAAGGGACUGUGAUGCCUUGA